UACAAACACCUAGUUUAUUUAUAUAGAAAAAGUCAUUAAAUAUAUUCAAAACAAAUGAUUGAACUAAGUACUACGGAUAACGUUUAUCCGUUUCUAAUGCGUAAAUUGCAAAUGCUUCAAACAUCCACAAUAUCACAACCGUUACUGCAACAACAGCAACAAGUGUUACCACCGGCUGGUCUCGACAACGAUAACAUUGGUGAAUUCGAUUCGGCACCCAUCUCCAUACAAGACUUUAUCGAUAGUGUGCAGGUCAAUGCGAAUUCCGCUUACACCACAAAUGACACAUUCUCAGCGGGACUCGGCGGCAACAGUAGCAGCCAAACGUAUAGUGCGAAUUUUGGUAAUCAGACGUUGAAUGGCACGUACCCCGACAUUUAUGACCAACUGGCCACAUAUAUACCCUGCGAACAAGUCUACAAUCCAGACGAUCACAAUACGAUAGUCGAGUUUUGGGUAUGUGGCAUCUGUCUGAAUAUAGUGGGUGUCCUUGGCAUCAUAGGUAAUGUUAUAUCUAUGAUUAUACUGUCCCGUCCUCAAAUGCGUUCUAGCAUCAAUUAUUUGCUCAUUGGUUUAGCAUGCUGUGAUACUGUUUUAAUUAUAACGUCUGUGCUGUUAUUUGGCAUACCGUCCAUUUAUCCCUACACCGGACAUUUGUUCCUCUACUACAAUUACAUUUAUCCAUUUAUAUCGCCGGUAGUCUUUCCUGUGGCCAUGAUAUCGCAGACGGCCAGCAUAUACAUGACGUUUACCGUAACGCUAGAACGUUACGUGGCCGUUUGUCAUCCGCUAAAAGCCAGAGCCCUGUGUACAUAUGGACGUGCCAAAAUCUAUGUGAUAGUCUCCAUCCUAUUUGCCCUACUCUAUAACAUGUCCCGAUUUUGGGAGGUGGUAACCAUCGACACUAGUAUUCCCAAUAGUACGGUGGUGUUGCACUGUGUGCGGCCGUCGGAGCUGAGGCAAAAUCAAACCUAUAUUACUGUGUAUAUAUUGUGGUGUUAUUUCAUAAUUAACUAUGUCAUACCGUUUCUGACGCUGGCCAUACUCAACUGCCAGAUUUAUCGGCAGGUGAAGAGGGCGAAUCGAGAACGCCAACGAUUGUCGCGUUCUGAAAAACUGGAAAUCGGUUUGGCGACCAUGUUGUUGUGUGUAGUGGUAGUUUUUUUCGUUUUCAACUUUCUGGCCCUGGUGCUAAACGUGUCCGAGGCAUUCUACAAUUUCAUUGAUCAUUCGCUGGCGAAAAUCUCCAAUCUAUUGGUGACCAUCAACAGUAGUUGUAACUUUCUGAUAUACGUGAUAUUCGGCGAGAAGUUUAAGCGAAUAUUCCUGUUGAUUUUUUUCAAACGCCGCCUGAGCCGCGACCAGCCCGAUCUUAUACACUACGAAAGCUCAAUAUCCAACAAUGGUGAUGGCACUUUGAAUCAUCGGUCUUCGGGACGUUUCUCGCGACACGGCACGCAACGUAGUACUACCACCACCUAUUUGGUAACGGCAUCGGGCAAUAGUACAUUGAACAAUGGUCGCCUAAUGAAAAGUGCCAGUUCGCCCGGUGUCCUCAAGAUCAAACGUGGUCGGGCACCAUCGCCCGGCCCAGUCGUCUACUAUCCGGCGCGGGAAGUUCAACGCACCUCCUCGCCCAUAAUGAUGAUGUCGAAUAACAAUACUCCCUUAGGUUGUGAUUGGAUUGAUACCAAAAAUGGUCAAAUGACCUCAGGCUUCUGAGAUACGGACGCGCUUUUCCAGCUCAGCACUGAGCAUUUCAAAUAUCAUGUAAAUUUCAACAUAAACUCUAAACAUUUAAUUAAUUAAUCAGCUGAAAAACUAAAAUUUUGUUUAAUUAUGUUAAACUUGUAGAUUUUAGAGUUGUAUUUAAUAUUUACCUACCAUCUACUUGAAUUGUUUAAACUGUUAAUUAUUUAAGAAACAACUGAAUAGCUUUAAUAAAUAUCAUAGAUAUAGAUUGAUACAUUACAGAACCACCCAAAGAUAAAAAUAAAUAAAUGUAAAAUAUUACUUGAUGAUGAAAGAAUAAAAAUUACAAAUUAUGUAAAUAGUAAAAUGUUAAAUAAAUUUCUGAUUAAUUUUGUGCCCUUUAGAAAGUAACAAAAUAUUUUUAUUUGUUUAAUGCACUUUGGUCCAGGCAAUUGUUAAUUAAUUGAUUUCUUUUCACACAAUACUGUUCAUUUAUGGCAUUCAUCCAGCUCAUAAAGGAAAAAUAAUUAAUAAAUUUAUUUAUUUAUUUAUAUUUUCUGUUGGUUUAAUUUAUUUUCGUGGGUGUUGUUUUAUUUGGUUUUUAAUAUGAUUAAAUUUUAACGGAAUCCAUUAAAAAUAAUUAAACAUUUUAUUAAUGACUGUCUGUCUGUAACGAUGGCAAAAUUGUUUUCAAUUUUUCGAAAUAUUGUAAUAAAAUUUAAUGCAUUAACAUUAUUUAACUAGUUAGUAUCAAUAAAAGACAAUGUAUAUACUAAAUUAACUGGAUAUUUUUUUAUCAACUAAAAUACUCUCGCAUCCGCCUUCGGUUAAACAGAUUCAAUUCUGAGAAAGACUAAGAGACAGACACAAAUUUGUUAUAUUUAAGUUUAAAGUUCAAAUAUAAUUUAUCAGGAUCAAUAAAUUAGUGCAAACAAUUUUCAUUGCAAUAUUUAAAUCCUACUCUGGAAAUAGCCUUUACAAUUACAAUUCAAAUUAAAUAAACAAAAACUAAAGAAAAUAAUUUAAUAAUUACUUGUUCCGAAUUAUUUGUGCAACUUAAUCCACAAUUCGUAUUUGGUAGCAUUUUAAAAUGUAUCAGAAAUUUUUGGCUGCAAGCCUUACGAUUCAGUUGCAAUUAAAUCCUUAAGAAAACACACAUUUAAAUUUUAUUGAUUGAAAAUCGUAUAAUAUAGUUUAAUUUAAUAUAAUCUAAAUGUACACAACUACUUUAUUUUAAUAAGUUUAUGUAUUUAUUUAUUUCUAAACAUUAUGUACAUAGUAUUCAUACUUACAUGGAUCAUACCAGUCAGAGAAAUAUUGAGAAUAACGAAAUUUAUAUAUGAUAUAUGAUUAUUAUUAUUAUACAAAUAUUAAAUAUUAUGCAAUGCUGUAUGUAUUUUCUAUUUAAAUUUAAAUAAUUUAUGAUUAUAAAAUAAUUAAUAAAUGAGAAAAAAAUGCAAAUUAAUACCUAAUAUAUACAUACAAUUUCAAAUGAAAUUUAUAAAA
Molecule: messenger RNA, 3198 nt
Organism: Calliphora vicina (urban bluebottle blowfly)
Lineage: Eukaryota; Metazoa; Arthropoda; Insecta; Diptera; Calliphoridae
Gene: FMRFaR
Product: FMRFamide Receptor
Exons: 1
Coding region: 55-1722 (555 amino acids)
Biological process (GO): G protein-coupled receptor signaling pathway
Cellular component (GO): membrane
Molecular function (GO): G protein-coupled receptor activity
Source: RefSeq, a predicted model, not a curated record